Molecule: messenger RNA, 4060 nt
Organism: Thalassophryne amazonica
Lineage: Eukaryota; Metazoa; Chordata; Actinopteri; Batrachoidiformes; Batrachoididae
Gene: ncam3
Product: neural cell adhesion molecule 3
Exons: 16
Coding region: 657-2699 (680 amino acids)
Biological process (GO): cell adhesion
Cellular component (GO): membrane
Molecular function (GO): protein binding
Source: RefSeq, a predicted model, not a curated record
AAAAAAUAUUAGUCCUAUCAUCUUUCUCUUUUUGCUGCGUUCAUCUUUUACCCAAAAUACAUAAAUAUACCAAAUGGCAAAUUGUUAGCUCUCCCCAGUUUGUCCAUGACCAAAGAAAUACACACGCACAUAUGCAUACAGUUACACAGAGCCCACUUGGCUUUUAAUAUAUAGAUUCAGUUCCUAAACAUAUACAUUUGUUUUAGAGGGUGAACUGAGAUUCUGUGAUCGUCCGGAUUUUAAGAUGUCUCAAGAAGUUAAGAAUGAAUUUUUAAUUUAUUUUAUUUUAUUUUUUUGUGGACAGAUGGUCUUUAGCACAGCACAGUGGCUUAGUGGUUAGCACUGUUGCCUCACAGUGAGAAGGUCAUGGGAUCGAUUCCCACCUGUGGCCUUUCUGUGUGGAGUUUACAUGUUCUUCCUAUGUGUGCUUGGGUUCUCUUCGGGUGCUUCGGUUUCCUCCCACGUCCAAAGACAUGCGGGUUAGGUGGAUUGGAAACUAAAUUGUCCGUAGGUGUGCUUGUGGGUGUGUCUGUGUUUGUUUGUCUGUAUGCAGCCCUGCGACAGACUGGCGACCUGUCCAGGGUGUAGACUCCAGCUCCCCGCAACUCGAUCUUGGAUAAGUGAUUGAAGAUGAGUGAAAUAUUUCUUCUUAUGCUAUGGACAUCAUUACCAGUAAGAAGGAUGUGCCUGUUGGAGAAGAGAUCUUACUGCUGUGCAAAACUGGGAAAGAAGGAGACGUAACAUGGCAGAAGGACAAUGAGGACGUAGAAGAAGAGAAGGUGACAAAGAUGGAUGAAAUCUCCUCCAAACUGUUGAUCAGGAAGGCGACGCUGCAGGACAGCGGCAGAUACACGUGUGUGUGUGACUUUGACAGCGGAAGCCGCAGUGAAGUUUCUGUCCAGCUGUAUGUUCAUGAUGGCCCAACAUUCCAAGAUACCGUUACGUACCAUGAGUUCAUCGAGGGCUCGGAUGCAGUGGUGCCGUGCCUCGUGUCCGGAAAGCCAGCACUUGAAAUUCAAUGGUUAAGAGAUCAGAAGGUGGUCCCUCUCUAUGCUUCCUCAAGUGGGAUGCGUGUGUACCAGAUGGCUGAUAACACACUCCGCAUUGGACAAAUCAACAGAGAGGAUGCUGGGACAUACGUGUGUCAAGCCAAGAUCAAAGGGAGGCCUGUUUCUAAGAAGCGAAACAUCUCUGUUGUUGUCAACGCUCCUCCCUCCGUGCGCGGAAAAGAGCUGGAGAAUAAUGUGAUUGCCGGGCCAGAAGCCAACGUGUCUUUGGUGUGUUUGGUGGAUGGAAUACCAAAACCCAACAUCACGUGGACCAUGCCGGCGCCGUUUGACCCCUCACACCAUCAGUUCAACUCAGACCGCAGCCAGCUGACCAUACGGGCCGUUACCAGGGGCGACGACGGAAACUACAUCUGUACAGCCACCAAUAAGAUAGCUGAGAACAGCGCCACCAUCAUGCUGAAUGUCUUUGAGGCCCCGGUGGUGUUCCUGGCAGCAGAGCAGCUGAGCGUAUCACUGGGAGAGAACGUGUCUGUUUCUUGUAACGUUACUGGACAUCCUCAGCCUGAGCGGCACUGGUUCAACAAGCUGAAAGCAUGCUCUCUGGGCUCCUCUGGUCGUGUUCGUGCUGAGGAGGGUGUGCUGCUGAUUGAAGAGGUGCUGCCCUCUGAUGGCGGAAUGUAUUCUUGCAUGGCUGUCAGCACCUCUGGAAAUGCAUCAAGAGAUGUUGCCAUAUACACUCAGCCUGGCCAGGUGCAAGACCUGUCUGUCACUGCUGGACCAUCCUCAGUCCUCUUCUCCCUCAAAAGCUUACCCAUCAGUGGGGGAACAGCAGUAACCAGUUUUGCCAUGCAGUGGAGGCAGAGGCAAACUGAUAAAUGGGAGGAGAUGAUGGUUCCGGCUUCAGAUCCUCUCUCCAUCACAUCCCUGAAGCCCUACACGUCGUACACAGUGCGUCUGGCAGCUUUGAACUCUGUGGGAUUGGGGAAGUUCUCAGACAUGUGCACGGUGCGCACACUGGCAAUACGAGGUGAACCAGACAGUCCAGUUUUGUCACUCGAGAAGAUGAAAGUAGAAGGAAACUCUGUCUCUGUUCCUUUCAAACAAACUGAUAUUGGUGACGCUCCACUGCUACACUUAAAUGUUCGAUACAAAGAGGACAAUGCAGAUGCUGAGUGGAAAGAGCAGCAGGUGUCCUCAGACGCUGACUCUGUCUUUCUCCCGGAUCUGUCCUUCGGCUCAGACUAUCAACUGGAGCUCAUAGCCGUCAACGUUAAUGGGUCCUCUGUCCCUGCCAAGUUCAACUUUACCGUCCCACCGCAGCCUGUCAAAGAGAACAGCCUAGCUAUGACUAAAGGCGGUGUGGUUGGCAUCGUCAUGGUCAUCUUCCUCCUGGUCUUCCUAGCCGUAGAUGCCACCUGUUGCUACAAGAACCGCUGCGGCCUGCUCAUGUUCAUCGGUGUGAAACUCUUCGGGCAGAAAGUCCCGGGACUCAAAACGCUUGAAGAAGUAGAUAGAACCUCUAAUGGAGAAGUGAAGCUCAAAGGUGUUUCCACUCCGAGAAGCAGCUUCCAACAUGAAGGGGUUCAGACGCAGACAAAGGGCCAGCUUACCGAGGUUACCUGCGACAAAGCCCCCCUCACCAAACACGAGAAAGCCCCGCCCAAUACAGACCUGUCCUCUGAAGCGUGACGCCAGCAGCUUUCAGAAACAAGAUGAACCAACAAGCCACCAUGCAUCGAAAACACCAGCCAGCGUAGCUCUUAACCACCGACUCAGAACAUACGAGCUGAAAGAAAAUGACGUUUGAUGUCUUAACCUCGACGAGUCGUAGCGAGUAUAUAGACAGAAGGUUAUAUGAUUUUUGUUGUCUUUUUGUUGAUCCACCUGCUCUGAUUUCCAAAUGCUACACAACAGACUUUUCUUUGUGUAGAAACGGCUACAGGGUAAUCUUACAGUCUGUGCAGGACAAGGUAUAGAUGAUACUUUUGUCUGUUUUUGAGGAAACACAGUAAAUGUUUACUGACUGCGUGUUGAAUGUGGUACACAGACACAAGAUCUUUUUUUUUUUAAUUGUUCACUUUGUUGAAGUUAUCUUGAGUGAGACAACUUUGUAAAACCUGAUAACUUAGUCCAGCUCGUAUACUACCAAACCGUAUUUGGUCCUGGCAACCACCCAGGCAGAUAUCCAGUCCAUCCCGACCUCUUGAAAGUAGCCAUCUAUCUGUCACCAGCAGGUAAAAUGUGGAUGUCUCCUUGGGUUUUUCCCAGUUGUUGGUGUCCUCAACACUGAGGCGCCUACGUAUUGGAUUAUACCCAGAAAACUGCACCACAUGGCCAGAAUUUCGUAAGUGGUGUUCCCUUGCAAUCCAAGGAAUACUCCUCAUUUGGGUCUCCCAAACCAAGUCCUUUGACACUAAGUCAUUCCGGCACUACCCAAGGAUUCUCCAAAGACACUUGGCAUCAAUGACAUCCACUCAUCGUCUCAAGUCAUUGGUUCGCAUCCAAGUCCCAUGACCGUACAGCAAAACAGAAAGCACCAUGAACCCUGAAGACUUUGACCAUUGUUCCACAAACACCUCUGUCCAAGGACCCUUGUGACUCCAUAUGUACCUGGGAAGACCCACUUGUGGAUGUCAAAGGCUGAGAUACAAGUGAGGCUUCCUACAAAUUUGGUGUUUUAACCACAAACUGAUAGUCAAAAACGACAAUGAAACCUGGAUCUUGGUCUUAAUCCAGGACAAACACAAACCCAAACACUCCGGCUCCUCAUUCAGCCUUGUAAGAGCUGCAAUCAUGGCAUUCUGAGGCACAUGUUUACCUCAAACCUGAUUACCUCUUAACUCAAAAAAUUUCAAGCAUCAGCAAUUAUUUUAGAGUAAAACAAAUUUGAUUGAUUGGUGCUAAAUAAUAUUUUCAAAUACGGUCCAUCCGGAAAGUAUUCACAGUGCUUCACUUUUUCACAUUUUGUUAGUUAUUCCAAAAUGGAGAAAAUUAAUUUUUCCCCUCAAAAUUCUACUCACAACACCCCAUAAUGACAAUAUGAAAAAAGU